AUGAACAACGACCAGUCACAUUUGACGGAUAAUACGCAGGAUCUUGCGAUGCAAGAAACGGAAGAAGCAGCCAUGCUGCAUAUGUGGAGAACUAUGGGAUAUGGAGAAACACCUGAUCUUCCGAUUUACGAACGUCACUCUAUCCCCGCUGUCGCAGAACACACUGAGCCCAUCGCCCCUGCUAUCACUCUUACCACGCCUACGCCGUCGUCUUCACAAGAAGCAUCAGCUAUAUCUCCAGGGAAUAGGUCCAGUGCAGCCUCUGAAGAGGAUAUAUGCCCACCUGCUGCGCCCAAUCAGUCUCCCCCGGAGGUGUAUCAAUCUUCUUCUCUGCCUACCAACCCUCUCCAGCAUUCGGGAUCACCGCCUACAAAAUCCUCUGGUUCGUCACUUCGUUUUGUUCCGCGACCAAGUCAAGACUACGAGGCUAUGCUGCAAGCCAUGGCGACUGGUAAGUUUGACAUCCCUAUCUUCGGGGCAGCAGGUGCAGCCUUCAUGAAUCGCCCGCUUCCAGGGACGCCCAUACCGAAGAACAGGAAGCGAAAGUAUGCUGAGAUACCGCAUGACACAGACGGUCACGAAGUUGAGAGCACGUCAAAGGAACCAGCGAGAAAGAAGAAGACUGCCAAGCUUAAGAGUUCUACCUAG
Alternaria burnsii is the source of this 648-nucleotide messenger RNA. RefSeq lists its product as uncharacterized. The record is from RefSeq and is a predicted model, not a curated record. The transcript has a single exon. Lineage: Eukaryota; Fungi; Ascomycota; Dothideomycetes; Pleosporales; Pleosporaceae. Bases 1 to 648 code for a protein of 215 amino acids.